AUGCCAAGCCCCACAUCUGGUGACAAACCAGCAUCCCAUGAAAAGCCAGGGUCCAGUGUGAAACCUGCCCCUGAGAGUAAGCCCAAGCCUGAGGACAAACCAGAGAAAGUUGAUGACAAGGAUGACAACGAUGACGAAGAUGACAUUUUUGAAGAUGAAGGGAAUGAGGGUGGCAAUUCUGAUGCCAGCGAUGCGGACAAUGGCGGUGACGGAGAUGCCUUUGACAAGGAACUGGAUUACGGGUUAGACAGGCCUGCCGACAACGCGUACGCCUACCACGACAUGUGGAGCGACGAAGAUGCUGAGAACCCAGACAUUGGCUUGGAGGCGGAGGAGGCGAGUUGGCCUCAUGAGUUUGGGUGGGACUUCAAUAAUGGGAAGCCUGCCUUUGAUGCCUGGGGAGACAAGCCCAUGAAAGACAUUGGAAAACAAAAGCAAACAACUCCUCGCAGGGCUUGAUUUGUAACACAGAACACAACUCCUUCAUAAUGUGAUCGUGGGA
Podarcis muralis (Common wall lizard) is the source of this 502-nucleotide messenger RNA. The record is from RefSeq and is a predicted model, not a curated record. Lineage: Eukaryota; Metazoa; Chordata; Lepidosauria; Squamata; Lacertidae.